This is a messenger RNA of Lates calcarifer (barramundi perch), 4749 nucleotides long. It is a transcript of the gene nectin4a, whose product is annotated as nectin cell adhesion molecule 4a. NCBI's taxonomy places the organism in Eukaryota, Metazoa, Chordata, Actinopteri, Centropomidae. Gene Ontology annotation, cellular component: adherens junction; nucleus. Gene Ontology annotation, biological process: protein K48-linked deubiquitination; heterophilic cell-cell adhesion; negative regulation of double-strand break repair. The record is from RefSeq and is a predicted model, not a curated record. Gene Ontology annotation, molecular function: cysteine-type deubiquitinase activity; ubiquitin binding. Bases 588 to 2453 code for a protein of 621 amino acids. The transcript has 12 exons.
AAACUGAUUGUCCAUGCCUGCCUUUCACCUGCCUCUCCUCUGAGCAGAGCAAGUAAAGACGAGAAAAUAACUGUCAUGUUGCCUUAACCAAACCGGAAAGGUGACUUCUGGCGUGUGUGUUUGUGAGUGUGUGUGUGUGUGUGUAUGUAUGAGAGAGAGAGAGAGAGAGAGAGAGAGAGAGAGAGAGAGAGAGAGAGGUGGGGGGAGCUGCAGGUAGGGCAAACAGGUGUAUCCCAAACAGGUAAAGCUGCACCUUUUUUUCUAAAGGACAAACAUUGUGGCGUGUGCCUGACAAACCACCACGUAUCAAAACUGAAAGGAUUAUCAUUUUUCCAAAGGACUCAGUGUAUACAACUUCAAGAUUGCUAUACCUUUUUUUUUUUUUUUUUUUGGCCAGAACAGGACUCUGGAGAGGAUUUUGUCCAAAAAAACCAUCACUGAGGAUGAUCCAGCACGAGGCAUGAGACUCAGCUUCAGUGCUUCAUGUACACCUGUCAUUUAGGAUACUAUUACCUGGACUGGUGAGCUUUAUCCCAGCACUGAAAUAGCCCCAGCUUGUGCUCAGUUAACAGUAACAGCCAGGGAGAAUGACAUCUCUGCUGAGCAGACUCUGCCUGUGUCUCUUUGUCCUCCGGAUCUUUGUUACAGUGAUACAAGGAGAGUUUGUGGAUCUCCCUCCAAAUGGUUCCAUGCGCUCCUUGGCAGAGGAGGAGACUGUCCUGCCCUGUCAUUACCAGCCAAGUGGCAACGAUGUGGUGGUGCAGGUGACUUGGUAUAAGGAGAAAUCUGAUGGCACCAAGGAACAGAUCAUCCUUGCACACCAUAUUAAUGGACAGACAGCAUUCGGGCCAUGGUCUCGACGCGUGCGCUUUAGAAGCAGCGAACCCACAGUGGACUCGUCACUGGUCAUCAUGAGCACAGAGGUCUCUGAUGAGGGGAAGUAUAUCUGCCACAUCAGCACCUUCCCCUCUGGCAACUUUGAAAAUGAGAUGUCACUCAUCGUGUGGACCAUCCCUAUCUCCUCCCUGGAGCCUGUGAUUCUGGUGGAGGGCCAGUCCUACCGACAGGCUGCUUCCUGUCGAUCCAUAGCCCGCCCAUCUCCCCGCAUCUCCUGGGACACCGACCUGAAUGGCCAGUCCAUCAACCGCUCUUCCGACAACGGGGCGGUCUCCUCGCACUACUCCCUGCACCCCCUGAGGAGCAUGAAUGGCAAGAAGCUGGACUGUCUGGUGUGGCAUGUGACCUCACCGACCCCCCGCAGGCUCCGCAACCGCCUGGUAGUGCACUUCCCUCCACAUGUAGAGGUGUCUAGCAACAAUAAAGACUGGUCCGUGGGUCUGGAGAAUGCUGCCUUGAGUUGCGUGAGUGGAGGAAACCCCAAACCACAGAGUUUCACCUGGAUCAGGAAGGAUAGUGAGUUGCCAGAGGGUGUGAUCCCCCACCCUAAUGGAACACUAAUUUUUGGGCGACCCCUGAGCCUGUCAGACAGAGGCAUCUACAAGUGCGUGGCAAAGAAUGAAGUAGGAGAAGCAAACGCAGAGAUGGAGAUUGUUGUGACAGAUUCUUCUGAGAGGCAGAUAUUCCCUGAAAACAUGCUUAUGCUCAUCGUGGGGGGCGUGGCAGGCGGGUUGCUAAUCUUGAUGCUUAUCAUUGUCAUCACUGUCACAUGCCACCACAAACGCAAGAACACGAAACUGGAGAAGGAGCUGACAGAGAAGAAGGAGGAAAUAAGCACUCUCUCCAGGCAAGCUUCUUUCAGGAGAGUGAACUCUAUCAGCACAGAUACCAGAGGAGCGACAGAAGAAAACAUCCCUCUGAGGGUGGAGGGAACCCUGAGGACCAGCCUGUCUUCCCUCGGGGAACAGGCUCACUGCCGUGACAGCAGAUCUACUAUCUCAGGGGGACGGGGAGGAGGAGGAGGAGGAGGGGGUGCAUUUGACUACCUGGGUAGACCAGUCCUACACAACAACUCGCGGAGGGGUAGAGACAGGAUUCUGGAUAGAGAUGAGGAGAAUCGACUCCGAGUGGAGACAUAUGUAAGAAACAGCAGUAUGUCUUUGCAGGAAACUCGUUUCCACCCUCCUCUCACGCCAUCACCCUUUCCCACCAUCCAGUCCACUGAGAUUGUGAGACAGCUAAAUGGCAGCGUCAUUAUCCCAACAGAUGGGGGUUCACGGCCAGGAAGUGUCACCAAAAAUCACCAGCACCCGCCUAUGAGCUGCACCUACCCACCAGUAACAGAUGAUGAGGAUGAGGUGGAUGAAGGUUUGGGGGGUCCUGCCAGCCAGGAGCAUCCCGACGACCAGGACAGUGAGACCAACAGCUCCCAGGUGUCUGAGGCUCACAGUACACGCUAUCAGCAGACUAAUGGCAUGUUUAGACCCAAACCCAGACCAAGCCCCUCUGGGAUCAGUCCCCAUGCCUCCCUCAUCCACAAGGCUCAGAUAGUUUAGCAGACUGCUGGAGAAUAACACAUGGAACUACAGAACUGACUAGCUCUGGUCUUGGAGAUGGUUAAAAUGAGGAUACACAGGCAAAAGUUGAUCAUAACCCAGAAAACCAGUUUGUGGUCAGUUAUGAAAGACUUGCACCUUGACUAUAAUGCUGCAUCUUCUUUACUGUUUGGGAACACGGUGCAAUAAAACAAAGGAAAGCUCUACUUUAAAGCAUCUACUGGAUCUCUCAUAUCUGCAUCAACAGAUCAACAGUGUGCUGUGUAUUCCUCCAGUUUACUGGCACAAAAAGACAAUGUCACAAUAUUUCCUGUGCAGCUACUACAGCUUUAAUUGCAGACAAUAUUCUUUGCUCAUCUUUUCGCAAUAUAUUAUCUGUUGCUCUACCAGCAGACAUACCUUCUGUACGGGAUGUUGAAAACAUGCAAGAGGACGUACAGUAGGAAAUCAGGAAAUGUAGGGGAAGGCUGUGGGAAUGUUGGUACAUCGGAGAAGUCGAUUGCAACACCUCUGCACUGAGGGAGGAUUUUUGCUUUAGUGGUAUUUACUACCUGUGCCUGUGUCAGGUUCCUUUUACACAACACAGUUUGGAAUCUGAUCUAAACCAUGGGGCUGUUACUCUCUUGCGACACCUGCAACAUGCAUUACUCCAUAUUAUCUUACUGUCCUUGUGCCUUUUCAUGACACAGUCUGGAUCGGACUUCACACAACCAAAGCAUAACUAAUGGGUUAUAUACAUGUAGUGAUCUGGCAAUCUGUAAAUAUACACAAAUAUACAAUUUAUUUCCAUCUUUCUGAAAAAUACGUUUGUGCUUUGCAAAGUUUUUCAACAUUCAAGACAGGUCGAUGCCUCUCUAAGAGGAAUUUGACAUGAACUGUUACAGAUUUUUAAUACCAAAACCAAGCAUGUAUUUUACUUUUGUGGACGACUUUUUUGUUGUUGUUGUUUUUGUUUUUGUAUGUGUUUGUGUUGUGUUGAGUAUUGGGUUUUGUACUGGCUCUGAUCCAAAUCAGACAAUGUGCCAAAUGGUGUGUAUAGAUUUAUAUAUAUAUAUAUAUAUAUAUAUAUAUAUAAAACAAACACUUUUUUGGCCAAUAUGAAGUAUUAUUUUAUCAUGUAUUGGUAUUGUCUUAUAUUUCCUUCUGUAAAUACAAUUUUUUUUAAAAAACUGAGGCAGAAAUGUUGGGUUAAAUGUAUGCUGGAACAGUCUGUAGCAAAAGCAGUGUGCUAUAUUAUCCAGUGGGACCCAGCAAGUAAAGGUACAAGAUAAAUGGUGUUAUGUUCAAUGUAGGCUGUAUUUGUGGCAGACAGUGCCCCUUGAUGUAUACUGCUGGAAAGUGGACUUGAAUGAGCCUACAAACUGCUAAACUACAGAACUAUGAAAGACUCUGCACACUGUGAUCUUGGACAAUGAUCUUCCUGGUCAAGUGCCUGGAUUUUCAUGUAUUUUGAGGGUUAUAUAUGGGUGUCAGCUUGUAUUGAUGGAUUGAAAUAAAUGUGCAUGGUUUUUCUAAAAGUACACAAAAACCUGCUAACACAGGCUUUGGUCCCCAUUGACCACCUAUUCCUCCCACUCUAGGUGCGUAGUCUAUGUAAUGCAUCCUGUUGCCUUAUCAGGUAAGCUGGAGUACUGCUUCCCCCUGGUGUGCAGUGUGGUUGGUGGUAUUUUUUUUUUUUUUAAUCAAACAUAAGUUCAUUCAAGAAUAAGCCCUAUGUAAGUAUCAACUACAAAAUAAAAGGUGCUAAAGCUAGAUUUUGAUGCAGGGCCCCAAAAUUACCCAACUUGACAUAAUUGGUAACAAUGCAGGAGACCUUUAUAUAUUGUAUUUAUAUUGUGAUUAGACUUAUGUUUUACCAAACAAACGAUAACCAAACAAAUGGGAUGUUAGCCCACUUUGUGUAGUUGACAACCAGGCUCUGGACCUCAGUCCCGGGACCUCCUAUGAAAAUGAGGGGCCAGUGGGGUAGUUCAACUAUUUCAUCCACCAACACAGAUCAGACAGUGUAGAGUAUGGCCUAAGCAAUGGGCUAAGCAUUGUGUUUAUAGUCUCCUUGACAUGACACUUUUUAAGUCACAUGAAUGAAUGAAUAAAUAAAUAAGCAAACAAAUAAGAAGAAACUUUACUCUCUGUUUGCCACCGCCCGGAAGUGUGUAAUGGAUGAGGUCAUGCAGACGGAGGAAACAGAUUUCGACAGCUAAGAUGGCGGAGGAGCAGCAGGAAUCAUCACAGGGAGAGAUGGAGGGAGUGAACUGCCUCGCAUAUGAUGAGGCCAUAAUCGCUCAACAGGACAGAA